Messenger RNA from Cervus elaphus (red deer), 1803 nucleotides. Its product is annotated as zinc finger protein 420-like. The transcript is spliced from 6 exons. Bases 205 to 1803 code for a protein of 532 amino acids. The record is from RefSeq and is a predicted model, not a curated record. Gene Ontology annotation, molecular function: DNA-binding transcription factor activity, RNA polymerase II-specific; RNA polymerase II cis-regulatory region sequence-specific DNA binding. Lineage: Eukaryota; Metazoa; Chordata; Mammalia; Artiodactyla; Cervidae. Gene Ontology annotation, biological process: regulation of transcription by RNA polymerase II.
GUCUUGUGGUCUCAAAGCCGGACCUGGUCACCUUUCUGGAGCAAAUGAAGACUCCCUGGGAUGUAAGGAGAACGGACACAACAGCCACAUACCCAGCAGUUGCAGGUGAAAGAGCUGUGUGGAUGCUGUUUUCUCAAUACGUAGACGUGUUUUUGCUGCAUAAUAUCCCCAGAAGAGACACAGCAGGAGGAAGAAGAGUAGGGAAUGGCAGCUUUUCAGGGACGGCUGACCUUCCGGGAUGUGGCCAUAGACUUCACUCAAGAGGAGUGGGAAUGCCUGGACCUCGGUCAGCGGGACUUGUACACGGACGUGAUGGUAGAGAAUUAUAGGAACCUGGCCUCCUUGGGUCUUGUGGUCUCUAAGCCAGACUUGGUCACCUUUCUGGAGCAAAUGAAGGAUCUCAGGAAUAUAAGGAGAAUGCAGACAACAGGCAUAUACCCAGGGUCAAAACAUUACAAGUGUAAUAAAUGUGGGAAAGUCUUCAGUAACUCAUCUAAUAUAAGUAAACACAGGAAGACACGUUCAGGAAGGAAACCUUUCAAGUGUACACGAUGUGCCAAAGCCUUUCAUCAGAGUUCAAGUCUUAGUCAACAUCGGCAAAUCCAUACUGGCAGGAAACCUUAUAAAUGUAGCAAAUGUGGCAAAGUGUUUAUCUAUUUCUCAAAUCUUAGUCACCAUCAGCAAAUUCACACUGGGGAGAAACCUUAUCAAUGUGCAAAGUGUGGCAAAGCCUUUAGUCAGAACUCAAAUCUUACUCGACACCAGCGAAUUCAUACUGAAGAGAAACCUUAUAAAUGUAAGGAUUGUGGCAAAGCCUUUAGCCGGCGCUAUGGUCUUACUCAACACCAGCGAAUUCAUACUGGAGAGAGACCUUAUAAAUGUAAAGAAUGUGGGAAAGCCUUCAAUAUAAACUCAAAUCUUACUCAACACCAGCGAAUUCAUACUGGACUGAAACCUUAUAAAUGUAAGGAUUGUGGCAAAGCCUUUAGCCAGCACUAUGGCUUUACUCAACAUCAGUUAAUUCAUACUGGAGAGAAACCUUUUAAAUGUAAAGAAUGUGGAAAAGCCUUUAGUCAAUCCUCAACUCUUACUAAACACCAGCGAAUUCAUACUGGAGAGAAACCUUAUAAAUGUAAAGAAUGUGGAAAAGCAUUUAAUAGAAACACAACUCUUAACAAACACCAGCGAAUUCAUACUGGAGUGAAACCUUAUAAAUGCAAUGAUUGUGGCAAAGCCUUUAGCCAGAGCUAUGGUUUUACUCAACAUCAGUUAAUUCAUACUGGAGAGAAACCUUUUAAAUGUAAAGAAUGUGAAAAAGCCUUUAGUCUAUCCUCAACUCUUACUAAACACCAGCGAAUUCAUACUGGAGAGAAACCUUAUAAAUGUAAGGAUUGUGGCAAACCCUUUAGCCAGCGCUAUGGUUUUACUCAACAUCAGUUAAUUCAUACUGGAGAUAAACUUUAUAAAUGUAAAGAAUGUGGAACAGCCUUUAGUCUAUCCUCAAUUCUUACUAAACACCAGCAAAUUCAUACUGGAGUGAAACCUUAUAAAUGUAAGGAUUGUGGCAAAGCCUUUAGCCAGCGCUAUGGCUUUACUCAACAUCAGUUAAUUCAUACAGGAGAGAAACCUUAUAAAUGUAAAGAAUGUGGAAAAGCCUUUAGUCAAUCCUCAACUCUUACUAAACACCAGCGAAUUCAUACUGGAGAGAAACCUUAUAAAUGUAAAGAAUGUGGGAAAGCCUUUAGGCAUAGCAGUCAUCUCACUAGGCAUCUCAGUGCACAUACUGAAGAAAAACCCUCAUGA